Brassica napus (rape) is the source of this 661-nucleotide messenger RNA. RefSeq lists its product as uncharacterized. Lineage: Eukaryota; Viridiplantae; Streptophyta; Magnoliopsida; Brassicales; Brassicaceae. Bases 321 to 518 code for a protein of 65 amino acids. The transcript has a single exon. The record is from RefSeq and is a predicted model, not a curated record.
UCCCAUUAGGGAAUAAGAGAUUCUCUUCAUUUCUUAAAGAAGUUUGACAAAAUAAUUUAAGGAAAAGACACCAAUAAUAACUCUUUGUUAUCCAUAUUUUAUUAUUUUCUGUUCAGUUCUUUUAUUUUCUUUGGGGGUAAACGUUUUCAUUUUAUUUUCUAUUUUUUAAGUCUCUAUCAGGAGAAACAAUUAAUUAUAAACGCUUUUGGAAUUUUUUGUGUGAGGAUGCAUCUGAAGUUGGCUGAUAUAAAUACAAAGAAGAUGAAGUGAGAGAGGGUUGAAGAAAACAAGACUUACUACUAGAGAGAAAAAAGAGAAUCAUGGUGAUAAAAAGGAUAGAGAUGUGUAUAGAGCUUAUGAGGAUAGGUGUGGAGUUUGUCGUAGUGGUGGCUGAAACCGUCAAGAUUGCCUGGCGGCAACACCUCAACCACCGCACUCCUCUGCCUCCUCAACAUCUCCUCCGCCAGGGCAUUUCCCCUUCUUACCCUUCUCAAUUCAUCUUUGGAUUUCUCCCUUGAAAAUCUGUUUUUUGUAAUUCUCACGAAAUCAUUUACCUGCGUUUCUCUUACCUUUUGUCGUGGUGAACUCUUCGAUGUAGUUUUUGUUGAUUCUUGUAACACCUUAAUUAUUUUUUGUUCAAUAAGUUUUGCACUUCUCUCGA